Prorocentrum cordatum is the source of this 369-nucleotide messenger RNA. NCBI's taxonomy places the organism in Eukaryota, Dinophyceae, Prorocentrales, Prorocentraceae. The record is from the annotation of a GenBank genome assembly.
AUGACAAAGAUGCUCGAGACGCACCCGUGGGCUGGCAUUUCGUGCUGGAGCACGCCAGUGCCGAGCACUAGCGACCGCCUUCAUCGGUUGGUCGUCUAUCAAGAUGGCAAAUCUGUGAGGACCUCUAUAUUCCUGGACAUGACCCGCGCUCGCCUCAGGAACAUUGCCGACUGCGCUAUCGGCCACACAAAUAUGCUGCAUGAUCCGGGCGCGCUGAUCGUCGACUACACCGCGCCCGCCGGGGUAUUUGCUUGCCGUCAGCUCUACGAUGAGCUGGUUUUAUUGACGGCCAAACGGGGCGUGCUCAUUGUGCACCGCCCGUUCACAAUGGGAACAGCUCCUCACGAAGCAGCUCCAGGACGGCAGUGA